UUACUUCAACAGCAAAUUGUACACUAGACCGCGUUGGAUGCAUGACGCUCUUUUCUGGUCAAGCCAGUGAGGGUGAGGGUACUCCGUUGUCUUUGUGUCGAAUUCGAAACUUCAAUCCGACAAUGAUCAUCUACAAGGACAUCAUCACUGGGGAUGAAAUGUUCUCUGACAUUUACAAGAUCAAAGAAUCAACAAAUGGGAUGUUAUUGGAAGUUGAGGGAAAGGUGCGUCUCCACUGCAGGUAUAAGCUCUGAGUUGUGGUGGUGAGAGAUGGUUAGUAGAACGGAGAAUAUCGAUGACUGUCUGUUGGGGGCAAAUGCAUCGGCGGAGGUGCAGGAUGACGGCUGCGAGUCCAGCACAGUCAGUGGAGUGGACAUUGUCCUCAACCACAAACUGCAGGAGACAUCCUUCACCAAGGACUCAUACAAGGGCUACAUCAAGGACUACAUGAAGGCGAUCAAGGCUAAGCUGGAGGAGAACAACCCAGACAGAGUGAAGCCUUUCAUGGCUGGAGCUCAGGAGGAGAUCAAGAAGAUCAUGGGCAACAUGAAGAACUACCAGUUUUUUACAGGUGAGUCAAUGAACCCAGAUGGUAUGGUUGGGCUGCUGGAUUUCCGUGAGGACGGCAUCACUCCCUUCAUGACAUUCUUCAAAGACGGCCUGGAGAUCGAGAAAUGCUAACACUGGACUAACUCUGUUUCUAUUGGCUGCUCAGCUGCAUCUCACCUGACCCACGACCACCAACCAACGAGACGACUGCUCUGCAUUACAUUUGGAUUGAAAGCAUUUAGUUACAAUUGUUAUAUUAUAUCUGAUUGGAAUGGAAGUAUUACUUUAAAGUAUUAUAAGAUGCCCAAACCAUGUCAUGUCUAUGGGGUUGGCUGAAGGGGUGCUGUGACAGUAUUUUGGUGUUGAUUCUGUAAUUGACCUUACUGAUUACUGUGUUAAACUCUGACUAUUGCGUUCUGGUAAACUGGUAUAUUCAGGAAGGCCCAAUCAGAACAUUCAGAUGGAGGCAUAUAUAUAUAUAUAUAUAUAUAUCAUGUAGAAUAAGGAAUUGUGUCAGCUUUAAUAUGUUACAUUUCUACCUGGGAAAUUCAAUAUGUCACACAGUUUGCUGGGAUGAUUUGUUUAUCUCUGCGAAGACAAUGUUUCAGUCCAAUGAUUAGUUAUUCAUUAAUUGGUUAUUUAUUGUUGAUGGAUUUAACUCUCAGGCCUCCAUUUGCUUGGUUUACAGUUACAUUAGAUGUGACACCCUUACUAAAAGUAGUGGGAUAGCUUAGGACUUCCUGAUUUGAGUUGUGAAAAAUUAAACUAACACUGGGUAAAACAUU
Molecule: messenger RNA, 1334 nt
Organism: Oncorhynchus mykiss (rainbow trout)
Lineage: Eukaryota; Metazoa; Chordata; Actinopteri; Salmoniformes; Salmonidae
Gene: tpt1
Product: tumor protein, translationally-controlled 1
Cellular component (GO): cytoplasm
Molecular function (GO): calcium ion binding
Source: RefSeq, a predicted model, not a curated record